Molecule: messenger RNA, 1383 nt
Organism: Habropoda laboriosa
Lineage: Eukaryota; Metazoa; Arthropoda; Insecta; Hymenoptera; Apidae
Product: zinc finger protein 425-like
Exons: 6
Coding region: 4-1383 (459 amino acids)
Biological process (GO): regulation of gene expression
Cellular component (GO): nucleus
Source: RefSeq, a predicted model, not a curated record
CAGAUGGAAUAUGGGAUCUGGAGUCUUCACGCCGCGGGUGAACUUUGGGGUGACCCGCGUCUCGCCCGAAGGCACCCGAUUCUGCCGCCAAGUGCGACGCAGUUGUUACCGAGGGCUGCGUUCGCCCUGAGCGGACUCCACCGACCGGAUAUGGUGCCGUUACCGCUGACGUCAGCCGGGCCCCCGUACGGGCCCAUGGAGCUGGUGACGAAACGGGACGCGGUGAAGAGGGAAGAGGAGGGGGAUGAGGAGAAACGCGACGACAACGAAGGAAACAUCGAAAAAGCUGACGAAAAUGAUAAUCAGACUUCCGUACCAAAAGAGAACAACGACAAUGAAGACGCUGGGGAGGAGAGCGACACCGGAAGUACGAACAGCUCGCACCGUUCGGCCAACAAUAAUUUACCGACGAAGCUGCUCGAUCCGAUGGCCUAUCUGACUUUCGACAAGGAAGGAACAGUUACACCGGUUCUAAAUGGCUGGGUGCUCGGCGCUUACACCGCCAUGCUUGGAAGACUCUCGGCGGCAACCGCGGCCCUCGAGGCAACAGAAAUCCCAAACAUUCCGUCUGACAGUGACUCCGAGAGCGAGCAUUCGUCUUACACCGAAAAAUCUCGAGGUAGCAGUCCAAACGUGAGCAACGCUCAUCGCGGCUAUUCCUGCGGAUCCUGCGAUGUGGUUGCACCAACGAGGCCAGCUCUGCGAAAGCACAUUGUCGACUGCCAUCCGCCUGUACCAAGCGCGGAAACAGGCGAAACGAAAAGUUGUCCGUCCUCGGGCUGUGACUUCACCACGAGUAGCAGAUGCGAGAUGGAGACUCAUGUGGCUGCACACGUGGCACAGGGGAUGACACCCACCGGGAAAAAACGUACCCUGGCAUUGCAACGCGUCAGGUAUAGAUACGAAAGGGAGGAGUAUCGGUGCUCGUUGUGUUCGUACGCCUGCACCAUCGAGAAGGCGUUCCAGAGGCAUUUGAGGGCACACGCGAAAGGCACGGCGCCGGAAACUAGGGUGAGCUGCGCGGUUUGCGGGGCGGAUAAAUCGUCGGAAGUCGAUCUGAGCAGACACAUGAGAAGGCAUCGUGACGACCGAUACUUCUGCUGCGACAUUUGCAUCUUUCGCACGGUACAAUUGAAAAAGCUCAUCCAACACCGACGAAUGCACACGGGCGAGAAGCCGCACCUUUGUCCGCACUGCGCUUACAGGAGUGCACGCCGCGACAAUCUGCGUAGCCACGUAAGACGGGUGCACAAGAAAGAGAAUCUGUAUUGCGACACGUUCAGUCCGCGCGGUAUGCUGUUGACACCGACGAUCGGCAGGGAUACAACGUUGGUGCAGAGCCCGGAACCAUCGCCGUCGUCUAACUCGGAGUCCACGAACUAG